CUUCUUCACUUGCCUGAAUUGAAGUUAAAACUAUAGCCACUCAGCCUUCUUCUUGUCAUUAAAUUUCAGAACAUGCUUAGAGCAAAACUUCCAUUACUCGGCCUCCUGGCCCUUGCUUUAUCACAUUUCCCUGAUUUUUGCAUUGCCAGAGGCAAGCACUGCGGCUCUUCUUUCUGUGGAAACAUUAACAUCAGUUACCCUUUUCGGUUAAAAAGCCAGCCUCGCAGCUGUGGAAACCGUAAGCUGGAACUCGAGUGUGAUGACGAGAAUAACAGCACCAUUUUCCCCAUGAAAUAUGGGAAUUUCUAUGUCCAAGACAUCUCUUAUAGUGACAGAACCAUUCAACUUUUAGACGUGAGUCUUGGCAACGAUAACUGCUCCAUUCCUCAUAGUUCCUAUCCUUGGUACACCCCUUUCGCCAAAAAUCUAGAAGUCUAUCGAAGUACCCCUGACCUUAGCAUCAUGUUUCUCGUCAAUUGCACGACGCAGAUCAACGACUCUUCAGUUUAUAUCGAUGCUUUUCGUUGCACCAAUACCCCUUCCCCUCAACCUCCUUCCUUGUAUUUUUUGGAUGGAGAAACAAUAAACUCUGAUUUCCAUGAGUCAUGCAGAAUUGAAGCCCAGGUUCCAAUCAUGCUUGCCAAUAUCACUGGCCUCUCUACUUCUGAUAUUUACACAAAGCUGUUGACUGGAUUCCAACUCUCAUGGUUUUCCUAUGCUGAUGAUAAUUGGACUUUGAAUAUAUUGCAAUGGGUGGCCACCCUGUUAUCGGUUCCAUUAGAUAUAUAUAUACAAGGCAACCUGGCUUUUUUUCUUGGAAGUACAUCACUGCCGCGUUUUGUUCUUGCACCUAGCAAAGGAACCCAGAUCAUUUGUGUUGCAAUAACAGGAACAGGAAUUAUAGUAGCAAGAACAUUAUUGGGGAUAUCUGGCUUGAUUGCACUUGUUAUACACAAAUUAAGGAGAAGACAUUUAUCAAUGGAUGAUAUGAUAGAGAACUUUCUUCAAAGUCAAAACAAUCUGAUGCCUAUAAGGUAUUCUUAUUCUGAAGUAAAGAGAAUGACAGGAGAUUUCAAGAUUAAAUUAGGCCAAGGAGGAUAUGGCUCCGUGUUUAAAGGAAAACUUCGAAGUGGUCGAGAAGUUGCGAUAAAAUUGUUAAGCAAAUCAAAAGCUAAUGGCCAAGAUUUCAUCAAUGAGGUUGCAACUAUUGGAAGGAUUCAUCACGUUAAUGUGGUGCAACUUAUAGGAUUUUGUGUGGAAGGAUCAAAACAGGCCCUUGUGUACGACUUCAUGGUAAAUGGGUCCUUAGAUAAAAUUAUAUUUUCAACAGGGAAUAACACUUUAAGUUGGCAGAAAAUAUUUGAGAUUGCCCUUGGAGUGGCACGAGGAAUUGAUUACUUACAUAGAGGUUGUGAAAUGCAAAUUUUACAUUUUGAUAUCAAGCCACAUAACAUUCUUUUAGACGAAAACUUUAGACCAAAAGUUUCAGAUUUUGGCCUUGCAAAAUUAUAUUCAGUGGAUGACAACAUUGUCUCCCUUACAGCAGCACGAGGGACAUUAGGAUAUAUUGCUCCUGAGUUGUUUUACAAAAAUAUUGGAGGCGUCUCAUAUAAAGCUGAUGUUUAUAGUUUUGGAAUGAUGUUGAUUGAAAUGGUGGGAAGGAGGAAAAACUUGAAUCCGUUUGCAGAACAUUCCAGUCAAAUUUAUUUUCCGUCGUGGAUCUACAAUCAAUUUGAUCACGGAGAUGAUAUAGAGCUUGGAGAUGUGACAGAAAGUGAAAACAAAAUUGUGAAAAAAGUAGUAAUAGUUGCCUUUUGGUGCAUACAGACGAAGCCCACAGAUCGUCCUUCGAUGAGCGAAGUCUUGAAAAUGCUUGAAAGUGAACUUGAGCUCCCCGCAAUGCCUCCCAAGCCUUUUCUAUUCUCUCAAGAAACGUCCACUAAAGAUCAUGCUAGUAAGAAUUCGAGAGAUGAGACAACUACAGAUUCCGAGAAUAUUGUGUAAUGCAAGUUGUGCAUGAAUUUAAAUACUUUAUCAUACUACCUUUAUUGUUUUACAGUUACAUUUCUAAUGAUUUGGGCAUUAGUUGUGGUAAUGAACAUGUGUGAGAAAUAGUAUUACUAAAAUGUAAGACAUUUAAGUUUGAUAUAAUGGUUAUUAUCUCUAUUUAUAUCAUGAAAAA
This is a messenger RNA of Theobroma umbraticum, 2182 nucleotides long. Its product is annotated as rust resistance kinase Lr10-like. Gene Ontology annotation, biological process: protein phosphorylation. Gene Ontology annotation, molecular function: protein kinase activity; ATP binding; polysaccharide binding. The record is from RefSeq and is a predicted model, not a curated record. Lineage: Eukaryota; Viridiplantae; Streptophyta; Magnoliopsida; Malvales; Malvaceae.